Molecule: messenger RNA, 975 nt
Organism: Trematosphaeria pertusa
Lineage: Eukaryota; Fungi; Ascomycota; Dothideomycetes; Pleosporales; Trematosphaeriaceae
Product: transaldolase
Exons: 4
Coding region: 1-975 (324 amino acids)
Biological process (GO): carbohydrate metabolic process; pentose-phosphate shunt, non-oxidative branch; pentose-phosphate shunt
Cellular component (GO): cytoplasm; intracellular anatomical structure
Molecular function (GO): transaldolase activity
Source: RefSeq, a predicted model, not a curated record
AUGUCCUCCUCGCUCGAUCAAUUGAAGGCUACUGGCACCACCGUUGUCUGCGACUCCGGUGACUUCGCGACCAUCGCCAAGUACAAGCCGCAAGAUGCCACCACCAACCCCUCGCUCAUCCUCGCCGCGUCCAAGAAGCCCGAGUACGCGAAACUGAUCGACGCCGCGGUGGAAUACGGCAAGAAGCACGGAAGCAACACCAACGAGCAGGUCGAUGCAACAUUGGACAACUUGCUGGUGCAGUUCGGCAAGGAGAUCCUGAACAUCAUCCCCGGCAAGGUCUCGACCGAGGUGGAUGCGCGCUUCUCGUUCGACACAAAGAAGUCAGUGGAGAAGGCCCUGCAUAUCAUCGAGCUGUAUAAGGAGGUUGGCGUCCCCAAGGAGCGCAUCCUCAUCAAGGUCGCCUCGACAUGGGAGGGUAUCAAGGCCGCCGAGAUCCUGCAGUCGCAGCAUGGCGUCAACUGCAACCUGACGCUCAUGUUCUCGCUUGUCCAGGCCAUUGCCGCCGCUGAGGCCGGCGCCUACCUCAUCUCUCCCUUCGUCGGCCGCAUCCUUGACUGGUACAAGGCGGCGACCAAGAAGGACUACUCCGCAGAGGAGGAUCCUGGUGUCAAGAGCGUCCAGAGCAUCUUCAACUACUACAAGAAGUUCGGCUACAAGACCAUUGUCAUGGGCGCUUCGUUCAGGAACAUCGGCGAGAUUACCGAGCUCGCCGGCUGCGAUUACCUGACCAUCUCUCCCAAUCUCCUUGAGGAUCUCUACAACUCCACCGCAUCCGUCCCCCAGAAGCUCGACGCUUCGGGAGCCGCUGCGCUUAACCUCGAGAAGAAGACGUACAUCAACAGCGAGGCCGACUUCCGCUUCGACUUCAACGAGGAGCAGAUGGCGGUCGAGAAGCUCCGUGAGGGCAUCUCCAAGUUCGCGGCCGACGCCGUCACGCUCAAGGACAUCCUCCGCAAGAAGAUUGAGGCAUAG